Molecule: messenger RNA, 5909 nt
Organism: Spodoptera exigua (beet armyworm)
Lineage: Eukaryota; Metazoa; Arthropoda; Insecta; Lepidoptera; Noctuidae
Source: the annotation of a GenBank genome assembly
UUCACAUCUACGAAAUUUAUUAUAGUAAAAUUAAUUUAACUUUGACAUUUGUGUCAAAUAACGUCGUGAACGCUUUCAAUGCGUUGCCGUCAAUAUAUUUUUAAUCUGUGAUUUAAAAUUUGCCAGCUGGGCGGUUCCGAUAUUUAUUUUCAUAAUUUUAAAAUCAAAAUAUUUCCCUAUAAACAGUAUUGUAGAUAAUCGUAGUUCUUGCCAUAAGGAGCUCAAGCUGCAACAUUUAAUGUUCGAGCCGGGCGGUGCUGAGACGUGUACCGCACACAUACUUAGACCAACCACAGAAAGGAGAGCGCAGUGAGCAGGGGCGAAGGGCGAGGGGAGGGCUCUAUAUGGCAAAGAGUCACCAUGAAGGUGGAUGCCGACGCCAGGGAAGCGCCCGCCGCACCGCCCGCUGCACCCGGAACGCCGAUCGCUAGUAAUACAGAAUCACCUGUAUCCUCUCUGGACGAUUACCGGUUACUUGAGCCUCCUACCGAGGUGAUUCCGACGCCCGACCGGGCGUUACUAGCCAAGCUGGAGGAAGAGAACAGACGCAUCGAGGCGGACGCCAAGUGCCCCUCGCUAACCACCGUGCACAGUCGAAAGAGUUCUGAUACUUCCCAAGUAUCUCUAGCUUCUGCUACAAGUUCAAGUCAUGACGCGGAGGCUCGGGUCAGUAACAGUGCAAAUGGCGAAGAAGACCUAUGGAGUCUCUGGGGUCGAAUCGUCAGCAAUUGGGAGACAGAGUGGAAGCGACGCAAUCAGUUCGUGCGAGAUCUGGUGCGCCAAGGAGUACCACAUCACUUCAGAGGCAUCGUGUGGCAACUGUUAGCUGGAGUCGACACUUCCCCCGAAAAGAAGCUCUAUGCUUCUUAUAUUAAAGCGAAAUCAGCAUGUGAGAAAGUGAUUCGUCGGGACAUAGCUCGCACGUAUCCGGAACAUGAUUUCUUCAAAGAGAAGGAUGGGCUUGGCCAAGAGUCCUUGUUCAACGUGAUGAAGGCAUAUUCCCUGCAUGACCGCGAAGUGGGGUACUGCCAGGGUUCCGGGUUCAUCGUUGGGUUAUUGCUUAUGCAGAUGCCAGAGGAAGAGGCUUUCGCGGUGUUAGUAAAGAUAAUGCAACAACAUCGCAUGCGGGACAUGUUCAAGCCGAGUAUGGCGGAGCUCGGUCUCUGCAUGUUCCAGUUGGAGAACCUCGUUCAGGAACUGUUGCCUGAUCUCCACGUGCACUUCCAGUCACAGAGUUUCAACACGUCUCUGUAUGCCAGUAGUUGGUUCCUGACUCUGUUCACUACUACUCUCACCUUGCCGCUUGCUUGCCGAAUCAUGGAUGUGUUUCUGUCUGAAGGAAUUGAAAUCGUAUUCAAAGUGGCCCUCGCUUUACUUACGGUGGGCAAGAACGACUUACUGUCGCUCGAUAUGGAAAGUAUAUUAAAAUACAUACAGAAGGAACUGCCGUCGAAAGCGGAGGCCGAUCAGGAUGCCUUUAUGAACCUCGCAUAUUCAAUCAAAGUUAAUCCAAAGAAGAUGAAAAAGCUAGAGAAAGAAUACACUGUGAUUAAAACUAAAGAACAGAGCGAUAUAGCCGUGUUGCGGUGCCUGCGUCAGGAAAAUCGUCUGUUGAAGCAACGAGUAGAGCUGCUCGAGAAAGAAAGUUCUGGGUUGGCUGAGAGGCUGGUGAGGGGACAAGUGGACCUCGCAGAAGGUGAAGAGGAGACGUUUGCCCUCGCCCGAGAGGUGCAGGCCUUGAGAAGGGCUAACGUCGACGCACAACAACGUCUAGCGGUCGCCCAAGACGAGAUACGGUCGCUAGAAAUGACGAUCGCUGAAAACAAUUCGCGGCAAUCGUCGUUGGAAGGUAUAGAAGGUACUAGCAGUCAGAAAGGGGAGGAACUGGCUCGUUGCUUGCAAAGGGAGUUAGUACGGGCAAGGCUUCACGCAGCUGAACGUGAGGCAGCCGAGCGGGAACUGACCGCUCGUAUCGCAGAGCUCGAGAACGAAAACAAGAGCCUGAGGAGACAGCGAGUCGAUAACAAUGUAGCCCACUUACAGGACGAAUUAAUUGCUGUGAAGCUGCGCGAGGCUGAAGCUAAUUUAUCGUUGAAAGAUCUGCGGCAACGCGUGACGGAGAUAUCUGAAGCGUGGCAGCGACAUCUACAAGAACACAGACAAGAAGUUCCCGCCACGCCGGUGCAGUCAAACGUAGUGUCCGAUAUAAUGGCAACGCCUAAGAAGUUGUUGCGCGCUUGGGAGGGACGCUCGGGUGACGUGCAGAAGCUAGAAGAGGAACUUAUGACUACUAGGAUUAAGGAAGUCGAGGCACUGACUGAGCUUAAGGAGUUAAGACUGAAGGUUAUGGAGCUGGAAACCCAGGUGCAAGUGUCGACGAACCAGCUGCGCCGCCAGGACGAGGAGGCGCGUCAACUUCGGGAGAACCUCGACGCGGCUUUACAACGCGAAAGGGUACUGCAAACACGCCAGAGGGAGUUCCAGCACAAGUAUGCUGAUUUAGAAAGCAAGGCUAAAUAUGACUCCAUGCAAGCGAAUAUUCGAAACAUGGAGGACGCUCAGAGAAUAGCCGAACUGGAGACUGAAGUGUCGGAAUAUAAAUUAAAGAAUGAAGUGAUGGCCACUGAAGGUGAGCUUCGCAAUAACAUGGACGGCGACUCCGACGGGAUCCAAGAGUUACAGGAGCAAGUCGCUGUACUAAAGGCUGAGGUCAUGAGACUAGAGGCGUGGAAAUCCCGGGCCUUGGGCCACCCGGAACUAAGCUGUGCUGUGUCUUUCGAAGAUGAUUUAGAGGAAGACGAGAAACUUAAAUUAAUCCUACGACGCGAAUCUUCCACAUCCUUUGACCUGUCCGCGAUGUCAAGAAAACCUACGUAACGAAUACUAUACACGUUAUUGUAAUCAUCAACUAGGUUUGUACACUUUUUGUCAUCACACCAUUGUUUUUGAUUUCUUAGUAUUCUUGUUCUUUGCUACCAGUAACAUACAGGAACAGCUCACGCGACGUUCCUCUUUCGCAUUCGCUUAAGCAACAGGGUUGUUUCUCGUCUCCAAAUAAUACAGUGGCUACCAUUGACCGCGGGAUUCUCAAUUAUAUUAUGUUUUACAGUAGUUGUGCUAGACAUCUUUAUACAAUUUUUAAUACAUAGACAAAAUAGCUGUAGAUCUAAAUACAAUCAACAAAAUAAUCUAGACGGCUUAGACUCGUUAGUGUCCCUUUUACCGGUCUCCCGCUGCCAACUACGUUGUAAAGCAUACGCUCAAAAUAGUGGAUGUACUUUUAGGCGAAGCUCAGGCUUAUCUCAGCAAAAAGUAUAGCCGUCAUUUUGAAACUAUGCACUAACAUUGAUGCACAUUAUUAGUAAUAGUAAGAAUAAUUUAAUAUAUGGUUGUAGUUGAGACAUACAGGUAGGUAGAUUUAAUAAACACGUAGUUUUAUUUUAGACUAUUGAUUAUUGGGUAGAAAAAUAUUUCUUCUAGAAACACGUGGUUAACAUCGGUAAAAAUUAAAACAUACUUUAACUAAGACACGUCAUAAUAACCUUCUCAUAAUAUAUGUAUAUCUAAUGAUAACAUUCAUAGCACUCCUUUUCUACCUAGCCUAGCAGACUCAAUAAUGAUAACGACAAAAAUAUUCUCAAAUUUGUCUUAAAAUAGAAUUAUUUUAAAGUAAUCUGACAAAUUUCUGUCGCUAUCAUUGUCGACACUUCUGGGGGCGCGAUCAGUUGUAGAUACUGAUUGCGUUAGCUUAGACCUUGUACCCAAAACAAGCAAACUUUUCAAUUAUUUUAAUAUUAUUAUUUCAAAAAGUAACCUUAUAAAAUAAUAAUGACACACAAAUUGGUAACUUUGAUCUCAUAUACCCUAAUAUGUGUUUAAAAGGUAAUGGACUCGUUAGUUUUAGAGUUUUGGUACAAGAUAUGACUGACUAAUCGAACAAUCGUUUUAUGCAGUCAAAUAUGUUGACUGCCUGCGGUUACUACGAUGUAGUCCGUCUAAUGGCAGCGUAAACUUUAUGUAGCUCUGUAACAAUUCUCUAAUGAACGUUACCUUCCCAAUCCAAUUAAUACUACCAUGAGACAUCAAUAAUUCCAGAAAUACUACAUUUAUGAAAUUAUUGACGUCUCAUUCAAAACUAAAGCAUUUCUUAACCAACAUUCCAACAUUUAAUUCUUAUUUAUUUAUUAAUGAACGUAUUUAAUGUGAGUAAUGCGAUAAAUAUCCUAGAUUUAUUUUCUAUAAUUUAGUUAGUAUGUGGUUGAAUAGAUGAGUUCGGUGUUAUUUUAGGUGAUGAGACAGGGAAGGCACCCAAGUAUUCUCGGCAAUAUUACGCGUACUUAUUUUAUUAAUGCUUACUUAUUUUAGGUUUUAAGAAGAAGUAUUUUAAAUAAAUUCAUAAUAUGUAUUAAUUUAUUAUUGUAAAAUACUCAACAUUUUGUUAUACAUUAUGUUACAUGUUAGGCUUCCGUGUGAUGAUUUAUCCUUAUACGGACAGAGGCUGCCUGAUAAAUAACUGUGUACAUUAAUUAUAGUUAUUUUGAAAAGUAGUUUGGCACAAGUCGCGAACGCUUAGGUAUGUUUAUAAUAGUGGCACUUACACUUAUUUUUCCACCCUUUUACAAUUAAUUUUAUGUCAAUAAUAUGAGUAUUGAAGCUUCGUAUGAGUAAGGAAAUUUUAUCAGAUUAAGAUGAACUCUGUGUUUUAUGUCGUCGUGGUAGUAUGUUAAGUGAUGAAAGCAGCAUUUUUAAUCAAACAAAGCUAAUGAUGCAUACUUACACGACAUCUUAACAUAGAUGUUUAUCUGCAAGUAUUCUAAUUUCAAUUUGGUAUGUAUUACAUACAAACCGUGUUUGAAUGCGACCGGUAUCAACUAUACCAUAGCAAAUAAUGUUAACGUUUUAUUUUUAUUUUUUGUUAAAUUUAUCAAAUAUCUAAGAGAAAUAUAUUUUAAUAUUAUGUCGAAUUUUAAUAUUAAACCGCUAUACUGCGCACGUUGUUCCAAAUAAUUCCUACUUAAUAAAUAUUAGUAAUUCUAUUUGAGUUAUCGUUAUGAAUGACAUAUUUUAUGUGUUGCGUCAUUUUAUUUAUUAUUGAUAUUGUAUUGGCAGCUAUGACAAUUUGCGUUUUCUGUAUUAUGUGGUUAGAAAUAAACAUUAGAAAAUAAUUUACACAGGUAGAACGACAAUCACGUGUUAAGAUUAAAAAUGUAUUUUAUAAUGAUAUUGUAUUAUCAAUUCAGUCAUAUUUCAGUAUCAAUUAAUAAUCAGUAAGGUAAUUAUUUGAAUCCAUAAUAAAUUAAAAUAUACUAAUACAUUAUAAUAUCCCGUAGUGUUAGGUCAUACCGCAGUCAAAUAAGACGCCUAUCGAAUCGAAAGCAAUAAACGAAAACGAAAAUUCCACAAAUAUCUAUGUAGUGGUAGCGUACACCAACAUUUUUUACUUUUAUAUACAUACAUACCUUUAUAUACAUUCUUAAAUAGUUAUUAUGUAGAAAAUAUAAUUGCAGCUUUACGAGAUUGUGUUUGCUCAAUGUCUUUAAUUGCUGUAACAUUUCUUUUGUACAUGAAAAAUAGUUUCAAUUUUAAAGGAAGAAAUAUAAAACGCCACAGUUAGAAGGUAUCUUAUGUUUGUUCCUUUAAUAUUAAUAAACUAUUCUUUACACAAAUUCUUGUUAACUAAUGGUCUCUGAAACAACUAGAGACUAUCUACACAAUAUGUUGUAUUACCAACAACUAAUGAGGACAGAAAUCCACAGCAUACUAAAUAUGCUUUAUUAUGAUCACUAAUUUUUUACAUUUUACUCGUGACUUUGUGUAUUUUCAUAUUGUGUAUUGGAAAAUAAAUUGAUAAUCUUGUAUUCAAUUUUUUAUUACAAAUAAAGACUUGUAACUCAUUUAUCGCUUUUCUU